Messenger RNA from Papaver somniferum (opium poppy), 4632 nucleotides. RefSeq names its product conserved oligomeric Golgi complex subunit 1-like. Gene Ontology annotation, cellular component: Golgi apparatus; COG complex. The record is from RefSeq and is a predicted model, not a curated record. Gene Ontology annotation, biological process: intra-Golgi vesicle-mediated transport. NCBI's taxonomy places the organism in Eukaryota, Viridiplantae, Streptophyta, Magnoliopsida, Ranunculales, Papaveraceae. The transcript is spliced from 8 exons. Bases 297 to 3479 code for a protein of 1060 amino acids.
UUUAAGGGAAAGAGGAAAGCGGUCUGAGGAGAGAUCUAGAAUUCAGGAUUCUCCUCCUUCUUCGAAAACCAUAAUCACAGCCUUCUUCCGGAUGCUUUAAGAAACUAAUAUUGACAGAGAUAGAUUAGAGAGAAUCAGUGAUGCCGUAAAACUGAAAUGGUUGAAGGCGAUAUGAAUGAGGAAAACUCAAAAGCGGCAGAGAUUAGAAGUUAAACUAAAGAUUGUUGCAUCUCCGAACUUAUGAAUGCAGGCUUAGUGUGAGCAAACACGGUUGGAUCUUAUUAAGAGAGCAAACAAUGAGAACACCUCGGACAUCAACAGCAUCACCACCAGCAACAACAAAUGACGAAUCAGGAUUCCGAGACGCAGAAUCACUCUUCCGGACAAAACCAAUCUCCGAAAUCCGAACAAUCGAGACCAAAACACAGAAAGAAAUCGAGGAAAAGAAAGAAGAACUCCGUCAAUUAGUCGGUAAUCGUUAUCGUGAUCUAAUUGAUUCAGCUGAUUCAAUUGUAUGUAUGAAAUCAUCAUGUCAAUCCAUAUCAUCAAACAUUUCCAUGAUUGAGAAUUACAUUCAUUCACUUUCAAAUAACAAUAAUAAUGAUGAUAAUACCCCUAGGAUGGUUCAUAGUAAUCCUGUUAGAGUAAGGGUGUAUGGAAUUGCUUGUAGGGUAAAAUAUUUAGUUGAUACGCCGGAGAAUAUCUGGGGUUGUUUGGAUGAAUCUAUGUUUUUAGAGGCAUCUGGGAGGUACAUUAGGGCGAAAUUAGUACAUGAUUUGGUUGUCAGUAGUGAGAAUAAGGAGUUUUUGAAGAAUUUUCCGUUGGUAGGGCAUCAAUGGCAGAUUGUUGAGAGUUUUAAAGGGCAGAUAUCUGCCAGAAGUAGAGAGAGAUUGAUGGAUUGUGAUUUGGGGAUUGGGGCUUACGCUGAUGCGUUGGGCGCGGUUGCGGUUAUUGACGAGGUAGGGCCGGAGGAGGUGUUGAGGUUGUUUCUGGAGUCGAGGAAAUCGUGGGUUUCAAUGAAAUUAGGGGGUUCGGGGGAUGUGGUUUCGGUUUUUGGUGAAAUUGUUAAGAUAAUUCAGGUUAGUUUAGGGCAGGUAGGAGAAAUGUUUUUACAAGUGUUGAAUGAUAUGCCGUUGUUUUAUAAAACUAUAUUGGAGUCUCCACCUGGUUCGCAGUUGUUUGGCGGGUUGCCGAAUCCGGAAGAGGAAGUGAAGCAGUGGAAAUUACAUAGGGAAAAGCUUGAAUCUGUUAUGCUGGUAUUGGAUAAGGAGUUGAUUGCGAAAACUUGUUUGAAUUGGUUGAAGACUUGUGGGGAAGAGACUGUUAGUAAAGUCAAUGGGAGAUACUUAAUUGAUAGUAUUAGUAGUGGGGAAGAGUUGGCAUCAGCUGAGAAGCUGAUCAGAGAGUCGUUGGAUAGCCGUAAGGUGUUGGAAGGGAGUUUGGAGUGGCUUAAGAGUGUUUUUGGAUCUGAAAUUGAAUCUCCUUGGAACAGGAUUCGUGAACUUGUCUUGGGAAAUGAUGAAGAUCUUUGGGACGGUAUCAUUGAGGAUGCUUUUGUUCGGAGGAUGAAAGAGAUUCUAGAUUCCGGAUUUAAGGAUUUAAGUAGAGUUGUUAAUGUAAGGGAUUCGAUCAGGGCAAUUGUGCCGGUUCCUGGAGUAGGUCGCAUUGAUUUCAUAACGUAUUUAAACAGACCAUCUACAGGUGGUGGAGUUUGGUUUUUGGAGCCAAAUGUUAGAAAGACUGGUAAGGGAUUGACAUCUAGAGGGGCAACAGAUGAAAAUGACUUCCAUAGUUGUCUGAACGCGUAUUUCGGUCCAGAAGUUGGUCAGAUUAGAGAUGCAGUAGACAGCAGAUGCCAGAAAAUUCUUGAAGAUUUUAUGUGCUUCUUAGGGUCCCCCAGAGCUGCUUCAAGGUUGAGAGAGUUAUCUUCUUAUCUGCAGGAUGAAUGUUAUGAAAGUUUAUCAACUAUUGUGGGAGAAAUUGAAGAGGAACUUCGACACCUAUCAUCUUCGAUAAAACAUAUCAAAGAGGACUCUGAACCAGCAGCUAUAUUGGUUGAAAGAUCUCUAUUCAUCGGGCGUCUCUUAUUUGCAUUUCGAAAUCACUCAAGCCACAUACCGUUGAUACUCUGUUCUCUAAGGUUAUGGGUGAAUGCCACAAGCUCUAUGAUGUUUGAUAAGGGAACAUCGUCCCGCCCUGUGAACUCGAGGAUUUCCCUUGAUUCUCCCAUGCGUGAUAGCCCCAGAAGGCAAAGUCUGAAUGGCAUUAGAAGGCAAUCUUCGUCGACGUCAGCUGCCUUGUCUGGAGUGAUUGACAGUGCCAGUCCAAAGCUUGAUUUACUUAGCACGAAAUUCCGAGAUAUAUGCAUCUGGGCUCACAGUUUGUGGAUAACUUGGGUAUCCGAUGAAUUAUCUGCCAUUCUAUCAAAGGAGAUCAAUAAUGACGAUGCAUUGUCAUUGACAUCUUCCUCGAGGAGCUGGGAGGAAACUGUCAUUAAACAAGAGAAUUCCAGUGAGGGUCCUGUGGAGAUGAAGAUAGAACUUCCUUCCAUGCCUUCACUUUAUCUUACAUCUUUCUUAUACCAAGCUAGUGAAGAGGUUCAUAGAAUUGGAGGGCACGUCCUUGACAAAUUAAUUCUGCAGAAAUUUGCUCUGGGUCUUUUGGAAAGGGUGCUGGGUAUAUAUGGCAGCUUUCUUUCUACCUUAGAUGCUCGCAGUCCUAAGGUGACUGAAAGAGGAGUGCUGCAAAUUCUAUUAGAUUUAAGAUUCGUUUUUGAUGUUUUAUCUGGGGGUGACUUGAACAUGAACGAUGAGUUAUCUAAAACUCCCAAGUCCAAGCUCUCUAUGAAAAGUCAGGUGCAAAAACAGGACUCUUCUGUCAGUAGAAAGCGCAUUCUGGAAUUGACAAGUAGUCUCUCACAAAGGCUGGAUCCUAUAGAUUGGCAAACGUAUGAGUCUUAUCUCUGGGAGAAUGAGAAACAGGCAUACCUACGGCAUGCUGUCCUCUUUGGUUUCUUUGUGCAGCUUAAUCGAAUGUACACUGACACCCAGCGGAAAUUGCCUAGCAAUUCUGAAUCAAACAUCAUUAGGUGUUCCAUAGUCCCACGUUUCAAAUACCUUCCAAUCAGUGCUCCAGCAUUGUCUUCGAGGGGGACAGCUAAAUCAGCUCUUCCAAGUUCCACUGAAGAUAUAUCUUCCAGAAGCUCCUGGAAAAGCUAUCCGAGUGGAGACAGCUCACCAAUACUCGACUAUGACGAUACUUCUAGCUUUGGAGUUGCCAACCCUUUAUUUAGGUCUUUCAUGCAGGUCGGCACUAGAUUUGGUGAGAGCACACUGAAACUGGGGUCCAUGCUUACAGAUGGACAAGUAGGAAGGCUAAAGGACAAAUCAGCAGCAGCCAUGUCGACAUUCGGUGACAUGUUACCAGUCCAGGCAGCGGGCCUUCUAUCUUCUCUUAGUGUCAGGUCGACUGACCUUUGAUCACCAAACAGUAUUUAUUUCAUUUUUUGAAGAUUUCUACAACAUAUUGGAGGUAACAAAUUUCUUCCUUCUCAUCAUCUGGGUUUUUCCCCCAUCCUUUUUGCAAAUCAAGUUUUUCAGGAACAGUAAAGAAAAACCACAAUCAUAUUCAAUGUACAGUGUAGUUGAUGUAUUAUCGGAAUGAUACUUGACACACUUCUGCGUCUUUUCUGUACUAUUUUGUGUUUUUUACAUUCAUGGUCCGUUAAGGUUAGAGACUAUUAUGUAUUCAAAGAGCUACAUAUAUCCAGCAGAAAUUUUUAUAUACAGUCUAUAAACUCAUCUUAGCUUCAUAGCUUGAUUAAGAUGCAUUUUCACUUUGAACACUUGCACAAAGUAUAACAGUUCAUAACAUAGUACAUUAGGAAAUUACUGGAUCUGACAAUUACAGUAGUAGCUUCAUGAAAAACUACUGGACUGGAAGAGCAGGUUAUAUGGGUUCAUGGUGCAUUGCAGUCCUGGCAUCACUGCAGAUUCCUGUACUUGUUUUCAGUUCAGUUACUUUCUGUGCAUGACGACUCACAAAGAGGAGUGUGACUUUGCGCACCCAAUUUACUCAUGGCGUCAAAUCCUUGUGCCUCCUCUAAGGGUAAGAGAGAGGAACACCGCAUUUGGUAGGGAGUCCACUGGCUGCAUCUUCCUUUAUGUUCUGGUAUUUAUUAGCUGCAUCUUUAACACAGCUGCAAGCUUGGCGCUUUUCGUCGGUGGUAGUUGCCAUCCCUUUGAUUUGCUUAACUCCAUCACAACAUGCUGGAACUGGCUGAGAGGCACUGCCAACCAAGUAUGGCAUGCACUGCACAAGGGACUUAUCAACAUCGGUGCAGGUAAAGGCUUGGCUUGGUUGAACCAUCAAUUGAACCAUGGCUAGAACCACAACAACACAAACAUAUACCUUCAUCAUCUUUCUUUACUAGAACUUGCUUAUAUAUUUGUGUUUGUAUCUUCACUGUCUCGAUUUUGUUGUGUGCUUAUUGGAAAAGAGCUUGGGGGUAUAUAUAGUAUUCGAAUCGAUUAGCAUGUACAAAUAAUGCGAACCAAUUUAAGUUAGCUUUGGUAUGAUCAGUUACAGGCUUUUGGCUUAUUGUAGCUUAAAUUGUCAUUUAGUUUCUUGAAA